AUGAAAAGAUAUAGUGAAGGAAAUGAAAAGAUAUUUAAUUGUGUUAAAAAUAAAAAGAGUAAAAAAAAUAAUUCAUCAUUUGAUUUGUUGUAUGAUUGCAAAGAAGGAUAUUCCUUUUGCAAAAAAAACAAUUUCAAUAAUUUAAAUGGGUUAUUAAUUGAAAAAAAUAUAUUUUUAUUUAAUUUUAUUUUAAGUAUAAAAUAUAAUAAAGAGAAAAAAAAAACUAAAAAUAGCGAAAAGGAUAAUGAACAACAUGAAGACAAUAAAUUAAACUUAUAUUAUUUUUUUCAAGAUAAAAAAAUUUUCAUUAAUCAUGAUAAUUUGGAAAAUAUAAAAACAGAGCAAACUAGUAUUAUCACGGAAAAUUUUCAAGAAAAGACUAAGGAAAAUUCAGAUUUUGAUGACAAAAAAAUGGAUAUAUUUUAUGAAAAAAAAUUCAAAUUUUUGUUAAAACAUAAUUAUUUUUUUUAUAUGAAAAGAUAUAUCCAUAAUAUUUUAACUAAUGUUGAUAUAUGCACACAUGAUAAACCAAAUGAAACAUUCUUUGAAUUUUUUAGUAUAUUUAAAAAUAAAAAAAAAAAAAUAUGUUUCGAAAAUUCAAACGAGUUAUUAAGUGAUGUAUAUUUCGAUGUAUCUGAAGUAACGAACGAUAGUGAUUAUAAUUAUUUUUAUGAAAAAGCUAAUCAAAUAAUUGAAUUUGAAGAUGAACAUAUGGAAAUAAAUAAUGAAGAAGAAUUAUUUAAAACGAAAAUAGAGAAAAGUAACAGUCUUCCAAAUAAUUUAGAAUUUAAUAAAAAUGAUAAUUUUAUUAAGUUUGAAAAAAAAAAAUUUGUUAUUUCAGGGGAUAAUGAAAAAAAAAAUAAGGAAAAAAAAUUUGAAAAAUAUAUAUGUCGAUGUUGCUUAAAACAAAAAAAAGAUAUGCAUAAUUUUUAUAAUAAUAAUGGCGAUAGGGAAAAUAUAUUAUGUACAAAAUUUUCAAAUGUAUGCUUAUUACAAAUAUUUAUGUCAAAUUUAACAAAAAAUGAAUUAAGUUUUUGGGGAAAAAUAAAAGAUUACAUUGAAAAUAUGUUGGGUAACAUAAAAUCAAAUAUAUUUUAUAAAGGGAUGUCUAAUUAUGUUGAAAUGCCUUAUGUCGAAAUAAUAGAUAAAAUAAAAAAUAGGAAUAGUUUUCAAAAAAAUUUUAAAUUUAUAAAAAAAAAAAAAAAAAUUAUUAUUUUAAAAAAAAAAAGUAAAAUAAUAAAAUUUUUAUUUGAAAAAACAUUUAAUUCAAUUAGAAUUUCUGUUAAAUAUAAAGUAAUUUCUGGAAAUCAAAAAUUUUAUUAUUUUUGCAAAGACGCAAUGCAAAAAUAUCAAAAAAUAAUGAAAACAAAUAUAUUUACAAAUAAUUCAACCAAUUAUUUUAAAACAUAUCAUAAUAUUAAUACCAAAGAAAUUAAAAUUACUAAUACUGCAAAUGGUGAAUUACAUAAUUAUCUAAAUCCUAUUGUCUUUAAAAAUAAAGUGGAAAAGGGUUAUGAUUUUUCUAUUUUAAUUCAUAAUAAACACAUAGAAAUAUAUGGUUAUAUUUAUAUUAGAAAUUAUGUUUUUUUUUUAUUAAUUAUGAUAGAAGUUUAUAUGUUUAUGCAUUUUAAUCAAAUUAGUUAUACUUAUUCUACUAAUACCGAGAUAUUUUUAGAUCAAAUUUUAAAAAAUCUUUUUACAUAA
Messenger RNA from Plasmodium berghei ANKA, 1704 nucleotides. RefSeq names its product conserved Plasmodium protein, unknown function. The record is from RefSeq and is a predicted model, not a curated record. Bases 1 to 1704 code for a protein of 567 amino acids. Lineage: Eukaryota; Apicomplexa; Aconoidasida; Haemosporida; Plasmodiidae. The transcript has a single exon.